Molecule: messenger RNA, 1524 nt
Organism: Pyricularia pennisetigena
Lineage: Eukaryota; Fungi; Ascomycota; Sordariomycetes; Magnaporthales; Pyriculariaceae
Exons: 2
Coding region: 1-1524 (507 amino acids)
Molecular function (GO): heme binding; iron ion binding; oxidoreductase activity, acting on paired donors, with incorporation or reduction of molecular oxygen
Source: RefSeq, a predicted model, not a curated record
AUGGAUGAGCUCGCAGCCACCCAAGGCCUGUCGUUCAGGCACGCGAUAGGACUGCUAGCUGCUAUUGCCGUCAUCUACCGGCUCGGCCUCAUACUAUACAGGAGCUACUUUGAUCCUCUGUCCAAGUUCCCAGGCCCCAAGCUUUACGCCAUCAGCUAUUUGCCGUAUAUCCUCAGGAACAACGUUUACGGUACAUUUUACAAUGACGUUAAAAAGCUGCACGACAAAUACGGCCCUAUCGUCCGCAUCAGCCCCAACAGGAUUUCGAUGGACGGCUCGAUCGCUUGGCAGGCGGUAUUCGCUCGCCGUCCUAAUCAGCCCGAGUUCGGAAAAUACGCUCCCUUUUACAAGUCCCACGGCGACGUUGUCGGUAUUUUUUCAGCACCUCGAGAACAACACCGUCUUCAGCGCCGCAUCAUGGGGCACGCGUUUUCGGAAGCGGCUCUGAGAGAGCAAUGGCAUCUUAUCAAGAGAUACGUCGACCUUCUCAUGAUGCGCUUUGGGGAACUGGCUGAUGCCGACAAGCCAGCCAACGUGACCCGGUGGUAUAACUACUUUACGUUUGAUGUCAUGGGCGAUUUGGCAUUCGCCGAUCCUUUCAACUCACUCGAAGCUGGCAAUUUCCACCCGUGGAUCGCCAUGAUCUUCUCGUCUGUCACAACGUUGUCUCGACUGCAUCUGAUAAGGCAGUACCCAAUCCUCCGUCCGUUCCUCGGGCUCCUGGUAAACAUGGAAGAUUUGAAACGCGCCGCAGAACAUGAGAGUCUCACCGUCAACAAGGCCGAGAAACGUAUCGCGAUGGGGACGGCCACAGAUCGCAAGGACUUCAUGUCGUACAUUUUGCAGAGAAACUCGGGCGAGAAGCAAGCCAUGUCUCACCGUGAUUUGCUGACCAACGCCGAAGGUUUUAUCGUCGCCGGUUCCGAGACCACCGGCACGGCGCUGUGCGGCACUACUUACCUCCUUGGACGGAACCGCCGUGCUUACGACAGCUUGGUCUCCGAGAUACGCAAUGCCUUUACGACCGAGGAGGAGAUCGACAUGAUCAGCACCGCCAAGCUCGUGUAUCUGCACGCGUGUCUGGAGGAAGGCAUGCGCCUGUACCCCCCGGCGGUCGAGACCCCGCCGCGCAUCUCGCCGGGCGACUACCUGAACGACGAUCUGUACAUACCCAAGGGCACCAUGGUUUCCGUCCAUCAGUGGGCGACGUACCGGUCGGCCGCCAACUUCACCGACCCCGAGACCUUUGCUCCGCAGCGCUUCCUGCCCCCGACGCAUCCGUUGUACGAGGAAAAGUACGCCUCGGACAACAAGAAGGCCUUCAGGCCUUUCUCUGCGGGGCCCAGGGACUGCAUCGGCAAGAACUUGGCUUAUGCCGAAAUGAGGGUCGUCAUGGCCAGGAUGCUUUGGAAUUUUGAUUUCGAGCUGGCGCCGGGCCAAGCCGGGUGGAUGACAAACCAGCAGGUUCUCAAUAUUUUCAAAAAGCCCGAUUUGAACGUCAAGUUCACUCGCGUUUCGCGCUGA